Molecule: messenger RNA, 2440 nt
Organism: Cephus cinctus (wheat stem sawfly)
Lineage: Eukaryota; Metazoa; Arthropoda; Insecta; Hymenoptera; Cephidae
Gene: Ankle2
Product: ankyrin repeat and LEM domain-containing protein 2
Exons: 10
Coding region: 371-2146 (591 amino acids)
Biological process (GO): negative regulation of phosphorylation
Cellular component (GO): endoplasmic reticulum
Molecular function (GO): protein phosphatase 2A binding
Source: RefSeq, a predicted model, not a curated record
CGAGGAUUUGUGAAUGUUACCUGGUGUCCUUAGUAAAAGAAUCUCAAAUAUUCAUUUAAUAACCUGCGUAUCCUGAUACGCAAGAUUAUGUUUGACUGUUAUCCUGCUUCAUGGAGAAACAUGUUUUGACUUCUUAUCUUUUUUUGUGUGAUGAUGUUUUGAAGCGGGAAAAUAGCGAAUCGAAUAUUUUGACGUUUUGGAACGCGUGUCGAGCGCGGCAUGACAUUUUGACAGUUUAAAAACGUCUAUAAAGGACAAUGUUGUAAACUGAAGUUGAUAUUGUUUCGUAAUUAACUUUUGAGUAAUUGCGCGAGGAGCACAGUUAUAGUGAACUUACAAAUAGUUGUGUAGUAGAAUCAGAAAACAAAAAAUGAGUCAAACAGAUAAUUCUCUGAUCCAAACACCCUCAAUUAAUUAUAACCUAGAUUCUCAACGAGAACCCGUUUUUCAUGCUGUUUAUAUACCAAGAGAUGAAGAGAACAAAUCUGUUGAAGUAAAUGGGAUUACUGGGUUUUCAGGAAGCUUACACGUUUAUGUGGAUAAGGUUGCAGCUUUGAAAAUAAUAAAUGAGCAUAAAAAAGGACGCCUAAAAACAUUUAAGACGAGGGCUGAAGCUGAGAGUUUUGCACGUAAUGGAAAUCAACAAAUAUUGUCACGGUCCCAAACUGUUCCAUUGCUUCCAUUACCUGAAGAGAAGACAAAUACAUUUAAAGGUCCAAAGCCACAGGAUUUAGUUGUAUUUCGCAAGUUAAUAGAAAGUGGAGAUAUUGAAGCAGUGCGUAAGAUUGCAUGGGAGAAUCCAAGAUAUUUAGUCAGCAGUGCAGAUACCCCAGCCAUUCUUCAGGAAGGUUGCCGCUACAAUGCAUUGCAUGUGGCAGCAAAGGUAUCUAAGACACCUCAGAUGUGUGAACUGAUUCUAAACAUAGUGGGUGAUCCAAAAUUUGUAAAACUAUUUUAUGGUGAAGAUGAAAGUAAAAAUUAUUUAAACAGAGCACAAAUUCUUCUGGAUUUGUAUUUAAACACCCCAGAUAAAUUUCUCAAUGAAACCCCAUUACACUUCGCCGCGAAAUUCGGCUUGAAGGAAGUCGUUCGUGUACUGGUUUCAUAUCCUCAAUGCGUAAAAACACUGCGUAACAAAUAUCAACAAACACCAGCAGAAAUUACUUGCAGCCGUAGAUUUUCCGAGGACGAAACGUUGAAGAGAGAAAUACGUAAUUUACUAGAGGACCAAUAUUAUGUUCCUGUAUUACGUUCUGAGGACAAUACCUUACAGCCUUCCAUAGGAGAACCAUUCUCACCAACGAGUCCACCACAAUUUAAACUGGACCCAAUAAGUCCCAUACUCGAAGUGAAGGCGUUCGCUGGACCUAUGACUAAAAGUCAGGCAAUGGAAUUUCGUAGGAAAUGGAAAACGCCACCGCGAAUCAUCUGUAAUGGUCCAAAUCGUCGUGAAAAUUGUUCAGGUGAACCAUUUAUGCAUAGUCCUGUGGCUGCGCUCAGACUUCAGGAUACAGAAAAAGGACUGGAACGCGUUGGCAGGGAUCUGGCCAGCGAGUAUAAAGUUCCUUGGAAAGAAUAUUGGCCGUUUAUAAAUGAUUUUGCGGAUAUGCGUUGUAAUGAAGGCUUGAAAAUGCUUGAAAAAUAUUUGGAAAACAGGUUUAAAGAAUCCAUAAUGAUUGCCGAGGAGCUAAAACGUGAUCAAGAACUAUUAAAGUAUGAUAAAAACUUUCAAGGACAAUUAGAAGAUCAUAUGGCAGAUCCAUUCAAUGAAACAGAUCUAUGUAAACAAUUAGAAUCUCUGAAUGUAGACGAUGAUUCAGAGGAAUUCUUCACACCGCCAUCUUCCCCUAUUCUGGAUCCUUUUAGUGAUACUGAGGACUCCGAAGAUGAAGACAUGUAUCUUGCCGAGGAAGGAUUGGCUACAUAUAUUGACGGGAAUGAACCAACGAAACUCGAUUAUGCUGUUUACAAUGCAAUCUCGACUGAUAUUAACCAAAAAAUAUAUCCAAAUAUUUAUCGAUGGCUACACGAGAUGAAAGUAAUCAUGGACCAUGACGAAAGACGAUUUAACAAGGGAACGCUCGUGAGGAGAAGAUUACUUUUGACACCGGAUAAACCUCGCUUUCAACAUUUCGAAAAAUCCUAAGAUUCUAAUAAGCUGUCAAUAAUGACAAUUGCACAACGGAAUGGCUCUUGGUCAUCGCAUAUACAAGUCGAAAGAUAGCUGAGAAAACAGAGAACGAGAGAGAAAAGGAAAGAAAGAGUAUAGAGGUAUAUAUUUUCAUACAGAUUUUUUUAUAUAUGUUGAAACACGGCUAUGUAAUUUUAUGAAUGAAACCUCUUGACUGCUCUCUACUCGAAAAUGUAAUUUCGAGUCUCCAGUAAUGAGUACAGGAUACAUUAAAAAAUAAAGAAAAUUAUAUUUAUCUUAUCUAACCAA